Pelobates fuscus (common spadefoot toad) is the source of this 2647-nucleotide messenger RNA. It is a transcript of the gene SAMD8, whose product is annotated as sterile alpha motif domain containing 8. Lineage: Eukaryota; Metazoa; Chordata; Amphibia; Anura; Pelobatidae. The transcript is spliced from 7 exons. Gene Ontology annotation, molecular function: sphingomyelin synthase activity; protein binding; ceramide cholinephosphotransferase activity. The record is from RefSeq and is a predicted model, not a curated record. Bases 300 to 1568 code for a protein of 422 amino acids. Gene Ontology annotation, biological process: ceramide biosynthetic process. Gene Ontology annotation, cellular component: Golgi membrane; endoplasmic reticulum membrane; plasma membrane.
CGGGAGCGGCCUACCUGUGUGAGCGAAGCCUGCAUUCCAGUAAAUCCAGAGAGUGCCCUGGGAGAGGGGCCCCGCUGAGGAUAAAGCACAGCGGGGUCCCUGCGGACUAGUAGCAGUGCUGGGAGGAGGGCAGCUCAGGCGUUUCAUUACUGCUUCGCCCGACAUGGAUGUUUUCUUCAAUACUUACAUCAGGUGUCUUGAAACCUUGAUCCAUGGUAGUUAGAUGGUGAUAGUGGACACACAUUGCCAGACUUACACCACCGUAUAUCUCUGUGCUUGUUGGGCUAAAUUCUACAGAAAUGACCCCCCAGGUAACGCCUAAAACAAUGGCAAGUAACACCCAGCUGUGUAUAAGACGUUGGACUACAAAACAUGUGGCUAAAUGGCUUAGAGAGGAAGGAUUCUGUGACUAUGUGGAUAUCCUGUGCGUUAAACAUCGUUUAGAUGGCACAGCUUUAUUGGCUCUGACAGAAUACGACUUGCGGUCUCCACCAUUGGAGAUCAAGGUUCUGGGAGACAUCAAGCGUCUUAUGUUAUCUAUCCGUAAGCUGCAGAAACAGCAUGCCAGCGUUCUGGAGGAGUUAGGACUGAAUAGCGAAUUAUCCACAGGAACAGUCGCCAUAAGCUCCCAAUCUCGCACGGACUGGAUGUGCAAUGGUGAGUUGUCUCGGGACUACGAUGGGCAUGCAACAGACUCUAGCAUGGAUCAGCAUCAGUACUCUAACGGGAAGCAGAAGCACCCACUGAAAAGAAUGGACCCGGAGUACUGGAAAACUGCCAUCAGCUGUGUCUAUGUCUUUAUAGUGUUUGGGUUUACCUCCUUUGUCAUGGUUAUUGUUCAUGAACGUGUCCCUGACAUGCAAACUUAUCCACCUCUUCCAGACAUUUUCCUAGACAGUGUCCCUCGAAUCCCAUGGGCCUUUGCAAUGACAGAGAUGUGUGGAGUGGUCCUUUGCUAUAUCUGGCUGCUUGUGCUGUUGCUUCAUAAAUACAGGUCCAUUCUGUUGCGUCGGCUCUGUAGUCUGAUGGGAACAGUUUUUCUCCUGAGAUGUAUCACUAUGUUUGUAACAUCACUUUCUGUCCCGGGUGAACAUCUUCAGUGUUCCGGAAAGCUAUAUGAUAACAUGUGGGCCAAGCUUCAGCGAGCUUUUGCCAUCUGGAGUGGAUUUGGGAUGACCCUAACUGGAGUGCACACCUGUGGAGAUUACAUGUUUAGCGGCCAUACUGUGGUCCUGACGAUGCUGAACUUCUUUGUCACAGAAUACACCCCAAGAAGCUGGAACUUUCUGCACACCUUGUCCUGGGUCCUGAACUUGUUUGGCAUUUUUUUCAUCCUGGCUGCACACGAACAUUACUCCAUCGAUGUCUUUAUUGCCUUUUACAUCACUACAAGACUGUUCCUGUAUUACCACACACUGGCCAACACUCGGGCUUACCAGCACAGCCGGCGUGCACGCAUUUGGUUUCCCAUGUUCUCGUUCUUCGAAUGCAAUGUAAAAGGGCCUGUUCCUAAUGAAUAUUGUUGGCCAUUUUCCCGUCCAGCUUUCAUGAAGAAUAUAUUCAGCUAAACUAAUCCUUCACCCCCUUUAAAACAAACAAAAAUCACCAAGAAGGAAUAGAGAAUAAAGAAGCUGAGUUACCACAUAUCUCACUUCUGCUAUCCGUUUGUGCUUGUUGUGGGUGCAGGUACUAAGAAGCAUGGAGUACCCACAUUGGCUGAACAACAUCUGUUGUGUAUCUUGGUAUGAAGCUUGAAUACUAUUGUAGGCACUUGUUGGAAAGACCGAUUGUAAUGCCGUCGUAUAAUUCUCCUUAAAGCGCCAGUCUCUGCAGAGUAUUUUUCUUAAUUUCUAUUCUUAAAAUGAGAAAAAAAAAUUGAACUCUCAGUAUGAGUAAAAUGUUCAUUUAAAUUAUGUGCAAAAAAAUAACGGUAUUAUGCAUACAGGUUUAGGCAGAACGUGUUCCAGUCUUUAUGCCUUAAUUUAUAAAACAAAAGAGCAAAUGAGUAAGAUUAACAGAUAUUUAUUUAUAUUUUUUUUCAUUUAUAUUUUCAGAUUGUUUAGCGUCAUUAAUCACAUAAAAACUUUAACACCCACAUUUGACUUGGGACUUGCAGUGUAAUCAUUAGAUGAUAUUGUAGGCGGAUGUGCUCUAGAGAAUAGUUUUAGUCCAAGGAGCUAGGAUUAUCCCGAGCUGAGUUAUUGAGGUUUCCAUAAACAUCUGUGUAACCAAAAUGUGUUGUGUGCAAUGGCUCAAAGAUGGCUGUCGUAGUUAAAUCAAGUGUAAUAAAAGAAACAACUGGUGGUGUUCCAGUACAUAGAGGUAAUCACUUAAAAUGAUCAAGCAACCAACUUUACAAUUAUUGGACCAGUUGAGAGUGUCUGACACAUACAUAAACAAGCAGGUGAAAAUAGGAUGCUGAUAGAGAGAAAUUAGACGGUUCCUUUUGGUGUGAAGCAAAGCCUUUUUUCUUUCCGACAUCGGAUAAUGUUGAUUUAACUCUAGCUUCCACAGACAGACAUGUCUUUGCUCUACUUAAAACCUUGCAAGUCCCUGGCUCUCUUAUCUGCUCUACUAUAAACAAUCACCAAAUUGUUUUACUAUAGUUAUGUAACACGGCUGCUAUAUUAAAAGUAUUUAGAGAGAA